Messenger RNA from Chelonus insularis, 1308 nucleotides. RefSeq names its product odorant receptor 13a-like. Gene Ontology annotation, molecular function: odorant binding; olfactory receptor activity. Bases 1 to 1221 code for a protein of 406 amino acids. Lineage: Eukaryota; Metazoa; Arthropoda; Insecta; Hymenoptera; Braconidae. Gene Ontology annotation, cellular component: plasma membrane. The record is from RefSeq and is a predicted model, not a curated record. Gene Ontology annotation, biological process: detection of chemical stimulus involved in sensory perception of smell; sensory perception of smell. The transcript is spliced from 5 exons.
AUGGAUCAAAGAGAAAGAAGUCUUAAUAAUUACAAAAAUUUAAAUUAUCAAGUUGAUAUAGAAUAUGUUGUCAAGAUAUCUCGAACACUUUUAACACCAAUUGGAAUUUACCCUUUGUAUGGAUCAGAUACUAAUUUAAGUAAAUUUCUCGUUAGACUCCAAACACUCAUGGUAUUUGGACUGAUGUGUUUCUUACUAGUUCCUCAUUUCAUUUGGACAUUCUUUGAUGCUGAUGACCUUUCACGAUUGAUGAAAAUUAUCGCAGCUCAAGUAUUCAACUCGUUAGCUUUGAUCAAAUUUUGGACCUUGAUUAUCAACAAAAAAGCUUUGAGAGAUUGUUUGCAACAAUUGGAGGAUAAUUGGAAGAAUGUAAUUUGUGAAGAAGAUAGAUUAGUGAUGGUAAAAAAUGCUAAAAUCGGUAGAUUUUUUACAGUAGCAUAUUUAAGUCUUUCUUAUGGUGGUGCAUUGCCUUAUCAUAUCAUAAUGCCCUUAGCAGCAGAACGAAUUGUUAAGGAAGAUAAUACUACUCAAAUACCGCUACCUUAUCCAAGUGAUUACGUUUUUUUUGUUCCUAGUGAUUCUCCUGGCUAUGAAAUGCUUUUUAUUACACACAUUAUUAUCAGUACUAUUAUUUUAUCAACCAAUUGUGGUAUUUAUAGUCUUAUUGCUACUUAUGUCACUCAUGGCUGCUGUCUCUUUGAAGUUGUUUGCAGACAUCUAGACAAUUUGACAAAAAAUGGAAUAAAUGAUGAAUUUAACUCGCAACUUGCCUGGAUUGUUCAAAAACAUUCUAUUGCUAUUGAAUAUGCUGAAAAACUUGAACAAUCCCUUAACAUUGUUUUUCUCUGUGAAAUGGUUGGCUGCACAAUUAUUAUUUGUUUUUUAGAGUAUGGAGUAAUGGUGGAAUGGGAAGAUGGACAAGUUCUUGGGUUAAUGACAUAUGGAGUAUUGAUGACAUCCAUUUUUGUUAAUUGUUUUAUUAUUUCUUAUAUUGGAGAACGUCUUAAAGCACAGAGUAUAAAAGUUGGUGAAUGCUCAUACUUCAUCGAUUGGUAUAACUUGCCAAAAAAUAUUGUAAUUGAUUUAAUGUUUAUAAUGAUUCGAUCCAGUCAACCAGUUACUUUAUCAACUGGAAAAAUAAGUGAUUUAUCUUUACAAGGAUUUGCUGGUGUUGUCAAGACUUCAGCAGCAUAUUUAAAUUUCAUUAGAGCCGUUGUCUAAUAUCCCAAGCACUUCUCAUUAAGUAGUCAGACAAUUAAAUCAGUAAACUUGUCACUUUAUCCAAUUAUUCAUUAAUACAUUUCACGU